AUGUCGAUGACCAUCGAGGAGCUCGACGCCACCGUGCGCGCCUUCUACGAGGGCCGUGGUGAUCAGCAAAAGGCCGCACAAGCUUCCCUCAACCAGUUCAAAGAGAACCCGGACGCCUGGCUGUUGGUGGACAAGAUUCUGCAAGAGGCGCAAUACCCACAGACAAAGUACUUGGGUUUGCAAGUGCUCGACAAUGUGAUCAUGACGAGGUGGAAGGUCCUGCCGCGCGACCAGUGCCACGGCAUCAGGAACUUUGUCGUCAACUUCAUCAUCCAGCAGAGCAGCACCGAGGAGAGUCUGCGCAAGGAGCGAGCAUUACUCAACAAGCUCAACCUCGUGCUGGUGAGCAUCCUCAAACAGGAGUGGCCGCACAACUGGCCCACCUUCAUCAACGAGAUUGUUUCCUCGUGCCGGAGCAGUCUGCCCAUUUGCGAGAACAACAUGGCCAUCCUGCGAUUACUGUCAGAGGAGGUGUUCGACUUCUCUGCUGAGACUAUGACCAGCACAAAGAUCCGCUCACUCAAGCAGAGCAUGUGCGACGAGUUUGCUGCCAUCUACCAGCUGUGUGCCGAGAUUCUGCGAACAGCGGACCAACCCAGUCUGAUCAAGGCCACACUUGAGACGCUUCUCCGCUUUCUUAACUGGAUCCCAUUGGGCUACAUCUUCGAGACGCCCGGUUCUGGUCAAUCGCUUAUCGAGACACUGCGCAGUCGAUUCCUCGAAGUGCCCGAGUUCAGAAACAUCACGUUGAAGUGUUUGACAGAGAUUGGCAGCUUGCAGACAGAGCAGAACUGGAGCGAGAAGCUGGUGCAGAUGUUCACGGAAACCCUCACCACCAUCUCGAAGAUCAUCCCGCUCUCGCUCGACCUCAAGAGCACAUACGCAUCAUCAAACGGCAGAGAUCAAGAGUUCGUGCAGAACUUGGCGCUCUUCCUCACCACUUUCUUCAGCAAUCAUCUCACGCUAGUCGAGAACCUUCCGAACCGCGACUACCUCAUUCACGGCCACUUCUACCUCAUCCGAAUCAGUCAAAUCGAGGACCGUGAGAUCUUCAAGAUCUGCUUGGAGUACUGGACGAAGCUGGUCUGCGAGCUGUACGACGAGAUGCAGCAGAUACCCAUCACCGAGAUGAACCCGCUUAUCAACAUGAGUGGUAUGCAGAAUGGAGGUGCUAUGAACCCUUCCAUCAUGGCAAACUACCCACUUCGGAAACACAAGUACACCGAUGUGCUGUCGAAUUUGCGACAAGUCAUGAUCGAGAAGAUGGUGCGACCCGAAGAGGUGCUCAUUGUUGAGAACGACGAAGGAGAGAUUGUACGAGAGUUCGUGAAGGAGUCCGACACCAUCCAGCUUUACAAGACCACAAGAGAAUGCUUGGUGUUCCUGACACAUUUGGACGUUGUGGAUACCGAGCAGAUCAUGUCUGAGAAGCUCGCGCGACAGGUCGAUGGCACGGAGUGGAGCUGGGCAAAUUGCAACACGCUCUGCUGGGCGAUCGGAUCCAUCUCGGGUGCUAUGAAUGAGGAGACCGAGAAGCGUUUCCUGGUCACCGUCAUCAAGGACCUCCUCGGCCUCACUGAGAUGAAGCGCGGUAAGGACAACAAGGCGGUCGUGGCAUCGAACAUCAUGUACAUUGUCGGCCAGUACCCACGUUUCCUCAAGGCACACUGGAAGUUCCUUAAGACGGUCGUCAACAAGCUGUUCGAGUUCAUGCACGAGACUCACGAGGGUGUUCAGGACAUGGCCUGCGAUACCUUCAUCAAGAUCGCUAAUAAGUGCAAGCGUCACUUCGUCAUCCAGCAGCCUGGUGAGAAUGAGCCAUUCAUUGACGAGAUUGUCAAGACCAUGCGUAAGAUCACUUGCGAUCUCUCACCUCAGCAGGUACAUACGUUCUACGAGGCUUGCGGCUACAUGAUCAGCGCACAAGGACACAAGAACACACAGGAGCGACUGAUCGCCGAGCUGAUGAGCCUACCCAACCAAGCGUGGGACCAGAUCAUUCAGUCAGCCCACCAGGACCCAAGCAUUCUCCAGAACGCCGAGACAAUCAAGGUCGUUGGCAACAUCAUGAAGACAAACGUUGCAGCUUGCAGCAGUAUUGGCUCAUACUUCUACCCACAGAUCGGUCGCAUUUACUUGGACAUGCUAACGAUGUACCGUGCGUCAUCGCAGCUCAUUGACGAAGCUGUGCAGCGCGAUGGCAACAUUGCCACUAAGAUGCCCAAGGUUCGAGGACUGCGGACGAUCAAGAAGGAGAUCCUCAAGCUCAUCACGACCUACGUUGAAAAGGCCGACGAUCUUGAGAUGAUCCAUCAGAACCUUGUGCCGCAGCUCCUCGAAGCUGUCCUGCUGGAUUACAAGAACAAUGUGCCAGAUGCACGAGAGGCGGAGGUCUUGGCGGUCAUAACUGUGCUCAUCACGAAGCUACAGGGUAUCAUGACCGAGCAAGUACCCGCGAUCCUCGAUGCUGUCUUCGAGUGCACGCUCGACAUGAUCAACAAGGACUUCUCCGAAUACCCAGAACACCGUGUCGAGUUCUUCAAGAUGCUUCGAGCCAUGAAUCAGCGCUGCUUCCCAGCUCUUCUGCAGCUCGACCAGGCGCACUUCAAGUUGGUCAUCGACUCGUGCAUGUGGGCGUCCAAGCACGACAACCGCGCUGUCGAAGGCGAAGGUCUCAACAUGUGCAUUGAGCUUGUGGAGAAUAUGGCGAACCAAACCGACCAGGCCACUUGUGAUGCCUUCUUCCAAAACUUCUACACCACCAUACUCCAGGACGUCUUCUUCGUGCUCACCGACUCAGACCACAAGGCUGGCUUCAAGUAUCAGUCGAUGCUCCUGGCUCGCCUAUUCUGGCUUGUGGGCGCGAACAAGAUCCAGAAUCCAAUCUACUCUGGCGAUCAAGCACCAGCUGGAACGUCGAACAAGGACUUCCUUCAAAACUUCGUCGCAAGCUUGCUCAGCAAUGCCUUCCCCAAUCUGCAGGCAUUGCAGAUUACGAACUUCAUCAAGGAUCUCUUCGCCAACACCGAGGACCACACGAAGUUCAAGCUCAUCCUACGUGACUUCUUGAUCCAGCUCAAGGAGUUCGCCGGCGACAACGCCGAGCUCUACCAAGAAGAUCGCGAGAAGGCCGCUCAGGAUGCGAAGAACCAAGAGCGCGAGCGCAUGGCCAAGGUUGGCGGUCUACUCAAGCCAUCUGAGCUCGAAGACGACGAGCUUUGA
Fulvia fulva is the source of this 3222-nucleotide messenger RNA. Its product is annotated as Exportin-1. The transcript is spliced from 2 exons. Gene Ontology annotation, molecular function: small GTPase binding; nuclear export signal receptor activity. Bases 1 to 3222 code for a protein of 1073 amino acids. Gene Ontology annotation, biological process: protein export from nucleus; ribosomal large subunit export from nucleus; ribosomal small subunit export from nucleus. Gene Ontology annotation, cellular component: nucleus; cytoplasm. The record is from RefSeq and is a predicted model, not a curated record. Lineage: Eukaryota; Fungi; Ascomycota; Dothideomycetes; Mycosphaerellales; Mycosphaerellaceae.